AGCCGCUACUCCCCGAUGUUGUGGCUCCGUGUGCGCAUGCGCGUCACAUUGGAAUUACAGCACUGAGCAGAAGAAGUUGGGUCUGCUCUGUCUUCACAGCAUAAAAUCAUAAAAUCAUAUCUGAACUAUGGCCAUCAUUAGAAUCCGCCGGAGAAGCUAUUUUGGGAUCUGGACUUUUCCUUUGAUAGUGGCUGUUGUCUGUGCACAAAGUGUCAAUGACCCGAGCAAUAUGUCACUGGUAAAAGAAACUGUGGAUAGACUGUUGAAAGGAUACGACAUUCGCUUGAGGCCAGAUUUUGGAGGUGCACCAGUAGCUGUGGGGAUGAAUAUAGAUAUCGCAAGCAUAGAUAUGGUCUCUGAAGUCAAUAUGGAUUAUACUCUGACUAUGUACUUUCAGCAAGCCUGGAGAGACAAGAGGUUGUCCUAUUCAGAGAUUCCACUCAAUCUUACUCUGGAUAACCGGGUUGCAGACCAGCUUUGGGUGCCGGACACAUAUUUCCUGAAUGACAAGAAGUCAUUUGUACACGGAGUAACAGUCAAAAACAGAAUGAUUCGCCUUCAUCCAGAUGGAACAGUGCUCUAUGGUUUAAGGAUCACCACCACAGCAGCCUGUAUGAUGGACCUACGGCGGUAUCCGCUGGAUGAGCAGAACUGCACCUUGGAGAUCGAGAGCUACGGCUACACGACGGACGACAUCGAGUUCUACUGGAGAGGCGGAGACGGAGCCGUGACAGGAGUGGAGAGGAUCGAGCUGCCUCAGUUCUCCAUCGUGGAUUACAAGCUCAUCUCCAAGAACGUGGUCUUUUCAACAGGAUCCUACCCCCGGCUCUCCCUCAGCUUCAAGCUGAAGAGGAACAUCGGCUACUUUAUCCUGCAGACAUACAUGCCCUCCAUCCUGAUCACCAUCCUCUCCUGGGUCUCCUUCUGGAUCAACUAUGAUGCUUCUGCUGCCCGGGUGGCAUUAGGAAUCACCACGGUGCUCACCAUGACGACCAUCAACACCCACCUGCGGGAGACGCUACCCAAGAUCCCCUACGUCAAGGCCAUCGACAUGUACCUGAUGGGCUGCUUCGUCUUCGUCUUCCUCGCCCUGCUGGAGUACGCCUUCGUCAACUACAUCUUCUUUGGCCGAGGGCCUCAGCGACAGAAGAAGGCAGCUGAGAAGGCGGCCACCGCUAAUAACGAGAGAACAAGGAUGGAUGCCAACAAGUGGUUGGUGGGAAAUGUAGUUCAGAGAGAUGAUACUCUCUAUGCCAGAAUGAAACAGAGGGAUAUUGACGCACAUGACUCAAUGUGGCAGCCCAUCUUUGUGGAGGAUGCAGCAUUAGGACUAGGCGAGCAAAAGAAUAAGAUGGACCCUCACGAAAACAUCUUGCUGAGCACACUGGAGAUCAAAAACGAGGUGGGGUCAUCGGAGAUGACUCUCGGCCUGGGGGACCCUCGGAAUGCCAUGCUGGCCUACGAUGCUGGUUCCACGCUACAGUAUCGCAAGGCGGGCUUGCCCCGGCAAAACUUUGGCCGCAAUGCGCUUGAGCGGCAUGCGCCCCAGAAGAAAGGUCGGCUACGGAGACGUGCCUCCCAGCUGAAAGUCACCAUCCCGGAUCUGUCUGACGUAAACUCUAUUGACAAGUGGUCAAGAAUGAUUUUCCCCACGGUUUUCUCGUUCUUCAACAUAGUCUAUUGGCUCUACUAUGUGAAUUAAGAAGAUCGUUGGUGGGUUUAUGACACGAGCAAGACUUUGAAUCACUUCAUCCAGACGUAAAUCAGGAUUGACUCUAUCUGACCUUGGGAAACCUUAAUUGCUGGCUUGUCCAUAAAUGUCGUAGACGCGGAGAUUAAAGACAGAAUGGAUCCCUGGUGCCAAAAGUUGCGCACAUCAUGUCUGUAGUGAAUCGAAUACUUAGAAUCGUGUUUGCUUACACUUGAACAUUAUGGUUGGAUCUAUCUUUAUCUUGUCCGAGUAACAUUAAAUUGUUACAGUGUAUUUUUAGACAUCAGACGUCUUCUUCAGAAUCAGCAGGGUGUCUGAGAGCUCACUCUAAUCUGUGUUAAUUUGAGGUUAUAUAAAGCAGUGGCAGUCAUUUUGAGUUUUGUAGAAUUAUUUAUGCAUAACACCUACAGUUAUAUAACCUACAGUAAAUAUAUAUUUUUGUUGUGGAUACCAGUAUUUGGUUGAGAUAUCAGAUUAUUUUGAUGUAUUUGUAUCUGUAUUUCGUUUUUCAUGUGUAAUUUCUUUUUUCAAACCCCUGUCAGAGAAAGUCAGAAGAUAAAUGAAAAGCCUUUCUUGAAGUCCUCUUUAAGUCUUACCUCUAAAGUGAAACCGUAAAGUUUACAAAACUGCAUUGGAUGAACAAUAUGGAAGUGAUUGCAAGUACUCUGCAAAUAUGUCUGCAAAGGAGAAAAGCCAGCAACCGUCAUGAGAUUAGCAUUUUGGAAAUGAUUACUGUGUUAAAUAUGACUUUCACGAGAAAGAGGGUCGCCAUUCGUCUUAUUUUCCUAUGAUGAGGUUGGAAGCCAGCAGUUAAGGCUGCUAAGUGUAAAAGGCCGUUAAGUCUCCCACGUUUGCAACAUUAACUUUCACAAUGACCUGUAAAUACAUUUUGUUUUUGAACAACAGUUAAAAUCCGAAUGAGGAUUCAUUCAGCGUAUUCUGUGUUUGCGCCGGGAAUUUUGUGCUGGUAUUCCACAGUCCCGAGAACAGGUGUGGAGUCAUUAACAAAUCACUUCUUGGAAAGUAAUUAGAGCUUGGAUGGAAAGUCCUGUUACUUGUGUGAAUAAUAGCCCUGUACAUUCAUUGCUGACAGUUCUGGAAUAUUUUCAAAUGGUUUUGAGCCUUUUAAUAGGCAACUUAUUUUGCAUGGAUUAAAUGAUGUACAUAUUACAA
Molecule: messenger RNA, 2884 nt
Organism: Brienomyrus brachyistius
Lineage: Eukaryota; Metazoa; Chordata; Actinopteri; Osteoglossiformes; Mormyridae
Gene: gabrb2a
Product: gamma-aminobutyric acid type A receptor subunit beta2a
Exons: 10
Coding region: 128-1702 (524 amino acids)
Biological process (GO): signal transduction; monoatomic ion transmembrane transport; regulation of membrane potential
Cellular component (GO): synapse; GABA-A receptor complex; neuron projection
Molecular function (GO): neurotransmitter receptor activity; GABA-A receptor activity; extracellular ligand-gated monoatomic ion channel activity
Source: RefSeq, a predicted model, not a curated record